AUGGGAGGUGCUAGAGCUCGGCCAUCCUUUUACAGCCCACUCAACUGGUCUCAGCAUCUGCUCCAAGCUGACCUGUCCGGAACCGAACGGCUUGUUCGCGCACCGACCGACGACUGCCACCGCUAUGUCAAGUGCGCCCACGGCCACGCCUACGUCGAGACCUGCCCCGCCAACCUGCACUUCAACGAGGCCUCUGGGAGCUGUGACCACGCGGAGAACGCCAAGUGCGACAUAACCGAGCGGCUGGAGACCGUCGGAUGUUCCCUUCGGUCCGCUAAGGCCAGUCGAUCCUUGCCCGCAGAGUCGGACCUUUCCGUCCAGUGCGACUGUGACUGCUGCCUCAAGCCACACAAGGACUGCAACAAGUACUACGAGUGCAAGGAUAACGUUGCCUACGUCAAGGAGUGCGGAGGUGAUCUGGUGUUCAAUCCUGCAAAGGAACAGUGCGAUCUUCCAACCAAUUAUGAAUGCCCUAAACCAAUCAUUUGUGGCUGCCAUUGCCGAUACCCAGUCGACGGGGAGUGCAAUGCAUACUAUGACUGCAAGGACAACGAGGCGGAGAAGAAGUACUGCUCGGAAGGCCUGCUGUUCAACCCCGAUACCCGCAUGUGCGACAUCGCUUCAAAUGUCCACUGCCCGACUAUCGAUCCAACAGUUGGCCCUUGCAAUGAAAACGUCUUCGAUUCCGAUCCUGACUGCAAGUUCUGGGCCGCCAACAACGACUGUCACUGCAAGUGGACGGAUGGUGACUGCUCUUGGCAGCACUUCGUCGCCCGUGCCUGUCCCGCAGCUGUGGAUGCCAAGGCAAUGUGGACGUCACGAAGCCUCCUGUAAUUGAGUACCCUUGCGUGGACUGCUCUACCGGCCAACAGUACUGGCAGCAUCCCAGCGACUGCCGCAAGUUCAUCCAGUGCACAUCGUACGGUCCUCAGGAGAUGCCAUGCGGAGAAGGAACAGUUUGGGACCAAAACCUGCUCACCUG
Messenger RNA from Penaeus vannamei (Pacific white shrimp), 982 nucleotides. The record is from RefSeq and is a predicted model, not a curated record. NCBI's taxonomy places the organism in Eukaryota, Metazoa, Arthropoda, Malacostraca, Decapoda, Penaeidae.